AUGGCUAAUAGUAAGCAGGCAAAUCUCAAAGCUCCAUACCCGCCUACAACAUGGGCACUCGGCGGUGCUCCGGUUAAGAAGGUCGAUAUUCCAGCCCAGGUGGUUCUAAUGAUCUUUUUCCUGAUUGGCGCGGCUGUUCAUAUGAAGAUCUUCCAGAAGAAUCGGGCGAGAGGACACAAGUUCUUGCCCAGUCUGUUCAUAUUUAUUUUCUGCAUAUCACGAAUCUUGACGUCCAUUCUUCGACUUGCAUCAGUAUCGAACCCUCGGAACAUUCGACUUGCCAUCGCGGCACAGAUAUUCCUCGCAGCGGGUGUGGUGAUACUAUUUAUAAUCAACCUGAUUUUCACAACGCGGCUCGUCAGGUCUCUCCAUCCAUCGAUUGGCUGGCAUCCCGUCUUCGCUAUCGCUUUUAGGAUAAUAUGCGCCCUCAUUGGCAUCACCAUCAUCAUAGUUAUUUCAGCCACUGUACAGAGCUUCUACACACUCGAUCUGGCCACGAAGGCCACUGACAGGUCACUUCAACUCUACGGCUCAACUUUCCUUGCUAUAAUCGCCAUUCUACCUCUCCCGAUACUCCUCAGUUCACUUCUUAUCCCAUACUCACCUCCCGACCAGUUCGGUGUAGGUCGUCUUCGCACUAAAGUCAUUGUGCUGCUCCUCAGCACUAUCUUCCUUUCUUUCGGCGCCUGGUACCGCUGCGGCAGCUCCUUUCAAACGCCUGUUCCGCGAAGUCAACCACUACCAAGCUAUCUCGCCAAAGCUCCUUUCUACAUCUUCAACUUUGUCGUCGAGAUUCAAACAGUACUCUCCUACGCCAUCUUGCGCGUCGAUCUACGCUUCCACGUUCCCAACGGCGCAAAAGGACCUGGCUCCUACUCCCUACCGAAACAAGACGACACAGUCGAAUUAACGGACUCACGGCCCAAUUCCGCGUCCAAACCCACUGAAGACGCAGAAAGAGUUUCGAUUGUCGAGUCCGUCGCUGAGUCUGUUUUCGACAUAGAGAAAGCAGAUUCCAUCUAUCUAACCCCAGCGCCAACAUCGCGAUCAAGCACGCACUCCAUCGCAUCCCAAAGCGCAACCCGCUUCUCGCAGCUCCUUGGCUUGACGUCCAAAGACCCGCAACAAAAACGCACCUGGCGCGACAGCGAGCAAGAACGCGUCAUCAAGCGUCUCGGCGGCCCGUGGGAGCAGCUCCCCAGCCCCGCGAAGUCUACUUUCAACAGUCCUACGAAAUCUACUUUUAGUACUACCUCGAAAUCUACGUUCAGUGGCACUACAAGAUCCGCGUUCAGCAGACAUACAGCUGCGCCGAGCAUCCCGGACAUUGUCAUUCAUGACGGGGAGUGGACGCCGAGCUUCUCGUGGGACAUGCCGAGCUCGCUGUCGAGGUUUCCGUCGCUGAGACGCUUCGCUUCGAUGAAACGCACUGUGUCGGUUAAGCGAGCGCCUGCGCUGAAGGAGGAGGGUGAGCCGUAGAUGGACGUUCUUGGGUUGUACAUGUAGCGACGGCGUUUUGGGAGGUUAGGAUGGGAAGGGGCACAAAAUACCAUGACGCGAUUUCUUUUCUACAUAGCACGAUUUGAUUCCUCAGGAGGAAUUUUGUAUAGUACGAUGACGAGAUAGUAAUAAUGCACUGAAUGGCU
Dothidotthia symphoricarpi CBS 119687 is the source of this 1646-nucleotide messenger RNA. RefSeq lists its product as uncharacterized. NCBI's taxonomy places the organism in Eukaryota, Fungi, Ascomycota, Dothideomycetes, Pleosporales, Dothidotthiaceae. The coding region runs from base 1 to 1479 and encodes 492 amino acids. The record is from RefSeq and is a predicted model, not a curated record. The transcript has 2 exons.